Trachymyrmex cornetzi is the source of this 1031-nucleotide messenger RNA. RefSeq lists its product as uncharacterized. The transcript has 3 exons. Bases 38 to 355 code for a protein of 105 amino acids. Lineage: Eukaryota; Metazoa; Arthropoda; Insecta; Hymenoptera; Formicidae. The record is from RefSeq and is a predicted model, not a curated record.
GCGGUCGAAUUCGUUCGCAGCUUUGUAUAACUUCAAAAUGUUGCGCAUCACUUCACAUCAGCCUCUCUGGCCAGCUUACAUCGCGCUUUUAUUAUUUACAUUAAUUUUAACAUCGAUGACGUUGCAACGAGUGGGUGCCAGUCCUCUCCCGGAUUUAAUAAAUAAUCUUGAGAAUUCGACAGAAAUUUCGACGGACAUCACGACCAACACCGACGUAUACGUGAUAAAAGCUGUAGUUUACGAGAUUGGAAUUCUCGCGGACGAGGAUAAUACAAUGAUCAGCGAAAGCACAGAAGGACAAGAGAAAAUCGACAUAUCAUGGUAUAAUUCACCGCAGGAAGAUGAAUUCUCCUAAUCUCAACGAAUUUUUUUUAUCAGAAUGAGUACGACAGAAUACGGGGUAUUCUGUUAUACAUCUAAACGCGUUUGUGGAUCGAGAGCAAAAAGUAAAAUGUGAAACAUAAAGACUGCGCAUACACGACGUUCUCGGGAUAGACGUGUAUAGUAAAUUAUAAAUUAUAUGUUGUAUAAAAUAUAGAACGUAAAGAAAACGCAGAGUGCGAUGUACGCAUUUAUAAAUUUCGAUAUUAAACUGGUAAUGCUGUGACACGUGUGUUUUUUUAGGAUUUAGAACAAUGUUUUAUUAGCUUUUUUUCAUUUAAUUAUGAACAAUAUCUCGUGUACAACGCUAUAAACACAUUGCUGCUGCAAAAUCUGCGAGGCAGAAGAAAGUCGUGGAACAAUCAGGUAACAUAAUUCAUAGAAUGGUCUCUCGAAGAAUGAUGGAUAUACAUAAGGUAGCUCAAUCGAAGCAUGCGCGACGCUUUGACAUUAGUUCCUGCAAUUUAACUAUUCACUUCUGGAAGAUCUUGAUGAAAGACUUUUAACGUCGCUUAAAGAUACGUAUAAAUCUUUCCUUUUUUUUUUGUUAUUCGGAAUGCAAAUAAGUGCGCAAGUUCGUCAAGAGCUCUCGAUUAAUAUGAUAUCAUGUACAAAUUUCGACUGAUUAUUACGACAAAAGGUAAUAAAAA